GACCUGGACGGGAAACAAGUCGCGUGUACAUCUUUCGCUAGUGAUACAGCAUUUUGGCAAAUAGUUGCAAAUAUUAGUUAUAUUUACAUUGUUUCUAUUUAUAUGUAACAUUAGCCUCUCAGACGUGAUGGACGCACUCCUUUCUAGGCUCUUCUCCUCGGAAGAAGAGGAACUGUACAUUUUGGACUGCAUGGCAUACUCAAUGGUUUUCAUGGCAGCCUGCACUUUCGUUACUUUGCUUUUCGAAAAUGUCCCAUACGGACGAUACACUGACAGCAAAUAUGGAUUUCCAGUUAAUGUCAGGCUUGCCUGGUUCGUUCAGGAGCUGCCUGCGUUCCUGGUGCCUGUGUGUCUGGUAUUUUGGACACCCUGUGCGAAAACUUCACUACUGGCCAACCAACUGCUCAUUGCCAUGUACUUCUGCCACUAUGUUCACAGAUCCCUUGUUUAUCCAUUUUUAAUCCGAGGAGGUAAACCAACACCAUUCGCCUCAUUUUUCCUGGCCGUUGUUUUCUGCAUCUAUAAUGGCUACAUGCAGAUCAGAUACCUGAGCCAUUAUGCCGAGUACCCGGCACACUGGGUCACCCAUCCAUGCUUCCUCGCAGGGUCUGUGCUGUGGUUGGUCGGGUGGCUGGUGAAUAUGCACUCGGACCACAUCCUGAGGAACCUGAGGAAGCCCGGAGAGACUGGUUACAAGAUUCCCACAGGCGGAAUGUUUGAAUAUGUGUCUGGAGCCAACUUCUUAGGUGAGAUAAUAGAGUGGGCCGGCUUCGCUCUGGCUAGCCACUCUGUUCACAGUUCAGCUUUUGCCAUCUUUACCACAGUGGUCCUCGCCAGCAGGGCUGUGGCCCACCACAAAUGGUACCUCGCUAAGUUUGAAGACUACCCUAAAAGUAAAAAGGCAUUGAUUCCCUUUCUGCUCUAAAAACACAUUUGGUACUAGAAGCUUGAAAAGCUACUGGUUCUUCCAAUGGCUAAGAAUAACAUUUGCACAAUACAUUCUUAUAAUGUAGGAAAGCUAUAAUGUCAGAACAAACCUUGAAGACACAGUUGUUGUUGUUGUUUUUUUACUGAAAACAGAAUAAAUCACAGCCUGCAUGCUUUUAAAUGCUUUCAUCUGAGGUCCAAGCAAUGGUUAAAAAACAUACUUUGACAUUUUUAAAUGGAUUAGUAUCAUUACCUUUGCUUAUUACUUUGUUAAUAUUGUCCAUAAAGCACAACAUAACCUCAACAGCUAUGAACUGAAUGUAGUGAAAGUGCUAUGUUUGCUGGAGAGGCAACAUUCAGUGCCCUCCAGAGGAAAUAAGAUAUCAAAUGGAGUAUACCUCAACAGUAAUACAGUGGAUUUAUAACACUUGGCACCAGCAAGAAACACUUACAAGACUCUCCGCUGAUCUGUAGAUCCCCCCCAGAUGGAACAUUAACUUGGAAAUGCAAAGCAGACACUUACAAGUUUUUAUUCACUCUCGAGUCAUCUGUUGCAAGUGCAUCUUUUUAACAUCCUUUUGAAUUGCAAAGAUGAAAGACGAAGGACCUUGAAUGAAGUCCCAAUACAAUUCCCUCCCUCAUUUUGCUCUAGGAAAAGACUUUUUACUACUCUCUUCAUCAUCGCAAACUCCUGGAAGAGAAGCCACUUUGGAACACAAGGUAACUGCAUCGCUGUCCUGUAAAGACUUGAGACUGUAGCGGGCGUGCACACAGCUACUGGGCUGCAGGGAAAUCCACCACGGCCCUCAAUAACGCAGCCAUGCCUGAAAUGAGAAGAAGAUAGCGUUGCCUCAACACGUCACUCCUGUCGGGGCUUCUGAGAAGGAGAUCAAAGAAGAACUGGCGGAGAGAUGAAUGAGCAUGUUCCAAUUUAGACCUAAGCAACGCUGAAUGGAUGAGCUCGUGUGUGACUGAAUGGAACGAGGGAGCGUAGGAGAGAAGAUAAGAAAAGGAAACAUUGGAAUCAAUCU
This is a messenger RNA of Etheostoma cragini (Arkansas darter), 1958 nucleotides long. RefSeq names its product steroid-5-alpha-reductase, alpha polypeptide 1 (3-oxo-5 alpha-steroid delta 4-dehydrogenase alpha 1) (gene srd5a1). The record is from RefSeq and is a predicted model, not a curated record. The transcript has 5 exons. NCBI's taxonomy places the organism in Eukaryota, Metazoa, Chordata, Actinopteri, Perciformes, Percidae. Bases 128 to 925 code for a protein of 265 amino acids. Gene Ontology annotation, biological process: steroid biosynthetic process. Gene Ontology annotation, cellular component: membrane. Gene Ontology annotation, molecular function: 3-oxo-5-alpha-steroid 4-dehydrogenase activity.